This is a messenger RNA of Moneuplotes crassus, 1627 nucleotides long. Lineage: Eukaryota; Ciliophora; Spirotrichea; Euplotida; Euplotidae. The record is from the annotation of a GenBank genome assembly.
UGAGUUCCCACAAGCUAUCUUUAGCUUCAUUUCAAGACAGAUUCAGGAAUAGUAGAAUUAGACAAUACUUUUCUCAGCAGUGAGUAAAGUAUCCUUCUACAAUAAAACCGAUUAUUCAGAAUCAGAAUUCAAACGGAGAUUUGGAAUUAGUCUUAAGCUCAAGCCAAAGCUACAAGUCAAAUCUUUCUUCGCUCAGAUGAAUCAAUGAAAGGCCUAAAGUAAUUCAACCCCUUACCAAGAACAACCCAAGGCUAACCAGGAUGUCUUCAGUGCAAGCUUCAAUUUCAAAGACUCCUGAAUCUUUGGCAAAAUAAUUUAAAAGUGCAUCCUCAAUAUAAUAUCUUAAAAUUCUCGAUUGGAAAAGUCAGCAAAAAGGUAAAACAAAAUUAUUUCAAGAGAUAACACUGAUAGAACAUGUGAUAUUUCCCGAUGCUUAAUAAAUAAUCUGUCACCAAAAGCAGUGCUCUCUGCUGCAGGAGAGUUCAUGGCGGUCAAGCCAGGUAUCGACCAUGAGAAGGACCCUAGAGAUAGCAGAAAGAAAUCAGAGCAUAGCCUAAAAGUUAUGAGGAAACUUCACAGAUCUUUGACUAAAGAGAAUCCAGACCUCACAUCGCUUAAAUAAGAGCCAGGCUGGAAAUAAUCUUAAGAAAAGAGUAUGUUUUAAGAGAGAAAAGCCUAGAAACAGGUUCUCAAAUAUUUUUAAAAACCAGAAACUGCAGACUAAUGAAGAAAACUUUAUUUCAAGCUUUUAUCAGAAUGAGGCUAAAUCUUCCAUCGAAUCAGCUCUUUUUGACCCAGAAAUUAAAUUUUCGAUUAAGAAAAAGAAAAAGUAUCCUAAAAUAGACAAAAUUAGGGAAAAGAUUAACCUCAGCAUAGUAACAUCAAGUGACACUAAAAGAAGAGAGCCUGUUUUGAACCUCCCACCAAACGCUUGAAAUCAGAAAGAAGGAUGUUAUGCUUCACAAAUAAAUAUUGUGACAAAUGAUCCUGUCAGAAAGUUUUCACGUCCAGACUUUACCUGGAAGGAUUUUUCACCAACGACCUAAGCUAAUAAACCCCAAGCGAAACAAGACAUUCAAAAUCCUUAAAAAUUUCAUGAGUCAACCUAAACAGCCAACCUCUUGCCUGAACCAGAAGAGUUUCAAAUAAGCCAACUCUAAGAGCUAAGGGGCUUAGGAUGGUCCCAGAUGCUCAAGGGGCAGGGAACAACCAAUCUGUGAAGCAUUCAGAACAGAAGGAUGUUAAUGUAGGGAUAUUAAAAUCACAAAGAGAGUCAGCUGCUAGUUUCAUCAAUCAUUUAUAAUCCUAAUUCUUGUUUUCUUUCUCUUGCAGGAAUUAAUCCUAAAUUUUUGACUGGAGGUGAUGCUGAGGAUAGUUUCCAAAUAUUUUGAGAGGAAAAUAACAAAGACAUUUGAAGUAUUGUAUGCUCCAGAGAGCAGAGCUUAAGGAAAGGAGUCUGCUACUGAUAAGGUGCAGCUUUAAUUACUAUUUUAGGCAAUAAAAAUGUAUAUGCUAUUUGUAUUAGGAAAAUAUAAGAGAGACUCGAAAGUUAUUUUAGAGUCAAUAUUGAUGGUAGAUAGUGCAAUGGGAGUGAUGAAGCAGAGUAAAGAGGCUUGGAGUUGGUUAA